Danio aesculapii is the source of this 2458-nucleotide messenger RNA. RefSeq names its product transmembrane protein 214 (gene tmem214). The transcript is spliced from 16 exons. NCBI's taxonomy places the organism in Eukaryota, Metazoa, Chordata, Actinopteri, Cypriniformes, Danionidae. Gene Ontology annotation, cellular component: endoplasmic reticulum; Golgi apparatus. The record is from RefSeq and is a predicted model, not a curated record. Bases 122 to 2140 code for a protein of 672 amino acids.
ACUCGCUGGAAACAGGAAGCAGUUCCUCUCACGGCAAACAGACGUGGCAUAAGAACCGUUGGUUUGAUCCGAUCAAUACUGUUGAUUUUUAAUUAUUGUUUGUCUGCUUGAGCUGGACGUCAUGGCCUCCGGUGUGGGCAAAUGGGAGGUGGUGAAGAAAGGAAAGAAAGCGAGCAGCAGCUCCAAAACUCAGGACAAGAAAUCAGCAAGGAAAGCGCUGAGAGAGGCCAAUACUGACAGCAACCACGUGAUGUCCGAGACCAUAUUCGACGGCUUCGAGAAGAUGGUGAAGAAGCAGAAUAAAGAGCAGGUUCCUCCGCCAGUGGAAGCACAGCAGAAGAAAACUAACGCGGGGAAGCAGACCAAAAAACCCCCGGCCAACAGCAGCCCCAAACCAGUCCACUACAAGACUCUGGAGGAGGCGGUCAAAGCCUUGAAUAUAACAGAGCUGAAGCAGCAGCUGGAGAAAAGUCAGACUCUGUUUCCUGACAAUCCGUCCAUCUGGGUAAAGGAUCUGGCUGGAUAUCUGAACUACAAACUCCCAGCUCCAGACACAGACCCCACGCUCAGCAGCUACGCUCACGAUUACCCAUACUGCCUCGCUGGGAAGGAGCUGAAGGCCAUUAUUAAGAACCUGCUUGGCAAAUGUUCAGACGCGCUGCCUGAGUUCUUCGACCACUGCAUCUUCACCAUGCUGAGAGAACAGGACCGACAGCCAAGUGAUUCUGUGCACGGCUACAGGAUGUGCAUUCAGGCUCUCAUGCAGGACAAACCCAAAAUCGCCACGCUGAAGCUCUCCGACCAUCUGGAGCUGCUGCGCUCUCAUCAGAGCCGUCCGCUCAAGUGUCUGACCAUCAUGUGGGCGCUGGGACAAGCAGGAUUCUACGACCUCAGCCAGGGCAUCAGAGUCUGGUUGGGAAUCAUGCUCCCUGUUCUCGGGAUGAAGGCUCUCUCCGCAUACGCCAUCGCUUAUCUGGAGCGGCUGCUGACCCUUCAUGCCAACCUGACCAAAGGCUUCGGGAUCAUUGGCCCCAAGGAGUUCUUCCCGCUGCUGGACUUUGCUUACAUGCCUAAAAACGCUCUUUCACAGAGUUUGCAGGACCAGUUGUGUCGGCUGUAUCCACGGAUAAAAGUUCUGGCCUUUGGUGCAAAACCCGAAUCAACACUGCACACAUAUUUCCCAUCAUUCCUGUCACGAGCCACACCCAACUGUCCUGGCGCAAUGAAGAAAGAGUUGCUGAGGAGUCUGACGGAGUGUCUGAGCGUGGACAGUCAGAGUCUGAGUGUUUGGAGGCAGCUGUACACCAAACACCUGCCGCAGUCCAGCUUGCUACUCAAUCACCUGCUGAAGACCUGGAAAACACUCCCUCUGAAGUUGCAGAAGAGUCUUCAGGACACCAUACAGUCAUUCAGGGUGACCAAUGAUGAGCUGCAGAGCGGCGCGCACACACAGGACAUCAGCGACUGCAACACACUCUGCCAGUCUCUGCAGCUGAAGAUGCGUGGUCAGGGUGUGCCGUGGUGGCGUGUGCUGCUCAUGCUGCUGGUGUGUGUGUUGGGUUUCGUGGCUCAUGACAUCAGGACUCGGGGCUCCUUCAGUGACUCCAGAACUGCUGUUUUUCUGGAGCAGCUCGGGGUCUCCGGCGUAACCCAGCAGGCCUGGAGCCGUGUCUCACACUAUAGCCAGCAGAGCCUCAGCUGGCUGUCUGAGAACACGCCGUAUUAUUACUCUAGUGCGGUGUCUGCGGUGCGUCCACUGUUGGAGGAUGGACAGGAGUAUGUGAAGUUGGCGGCACUGAAGAUCACACACGUGAGCUCAGAGCUGAUGCUGUGGAUGCAGGAGAACCUGCCGCUGCUGCUGCACUGGAUUCACGCCAAUACUCCAGAGAGUGUGUUUCAGUUCCUGGAGUUCCUAAAGGAUCUGUUGCUGUUUGUCCACGAGCAGAUGAUCCUGCCGGCUCUGCAGUAUCUGAACACAGCACUGCAGCACGCCUGGAGGAGUCUGCAGGAGUCCUGCAAUGGAGAGGUAUCUCUGCACUGUUUACAGGAUCACGUCCGCUCCUUCACCAACAGCACCUGGAUUUACCUGCAGGACGCCACGUCUGCUAUCAAGAGCCGAGCGCAGGAGCUGCUGUCCUGAGCCCCAACGCUGCUGCUUCUCUUUCUUCUUUCUUUUUUGUUUGUCAGUUUGCAUGAGAUUUUAUAUCUGUUGUUGUGCUGACGGUUCUGUCUUUUAUGCAGAUGUUUUUUUUUCAAUGGUGUUUGUUUUACACAAAAAUUGCCAAUCCAGACUGAAUUGAAGAGAGACAUGUUAUUUAACAUCCCGCUGAACACUGACUACUGAACACUGAAGAUGACCACAUUACUGAAACACACAAGAGUCCUGGAUGAGGAGCCGAUUUCAUAGUUUGUAAAUGAUUUAUAUAUAAAUGAAUAAAACUAUGCUGUUCAGUCCUGA